CAUGAAUGUUGUGUCCAAUGCAGCUGGUGGGUAUGCUAAUGUGGGGUAUACGAGGCAAGACGUAUAUAACUAUGUCGAUAGGUGCCGAAAAGAAAACAUCAGCAACGGUGAUGCUACAGCUGCACUGAGUUACUUGAGUUGUAAAAGCUACAAUGACAAUGGUUUUUUUAUGAAGUUCAAAGUUGGUGAUGAUUCGAGACUGGAGAAGUUAUUUUGGGCGGAUAGCAUAAGCAGGCUAGACUUUGGAUGCUUCGGUGAUGUGUUAUCGUUUGACACUACAUACAAGAAAAAUGCGUACAAUAUGCCUCUAGUGAUCUUCUCAGGUGUAAAUCAUCACAACAACACGUGUGUGUUUGCAUGUGCACUCAUGAACAAUGAAACUGAAGAAUCUUAUGAUUGGGUGUUAGAAGCCUUUGUGGAAGCAAUGGGUAAGAAGCCUAAUGCCGUUGUCACAGAUGGAGAUAAAGCAAUGGCGAAUGCUGUUAGUAAGGUUUUUCCUGAUGCAACCCAUCGUUUGUGCUCAUGGCAUCUGUUUGGUAAUGCAAAGGACCAUGUGAAGGAUAAGAAGUUUCUUUUCUCGUUCAAGAAUUGCAUGUUUGCUGAUUGUGGGAUUGAGGAGUUUGAAGAGAGGUGGAGGUCAAUGAUCACCAAGUUUUCAGUUGAGGACAAUAGCUGGAUUGGAAACACUUAUGAGAAACGGCGAGAGUGGGCAACUGCAUACUUAAGAGAUAAGUUUUUUGCUAACGUCCGGACGACAUCUCGUUGUGAAGGGGUCAAUUCAUUCAUUAAGAAGUACGUUAGUUGUCAGCAUAAUCUCCUGGAGUUUGUGAAUGAUUUUGAUCGUGCAUUGCGGCAUUUCAGAGAGAAUGAGGUUAAAGCAGACUUCAAGUCCAACUAUGGAACUCCUGAGCUAAGAAACACAGGUUUGAGAUCUCUCGAAAUAAGUGGUGCUAGUGUUUACUCAAGGGAGGCAUUUUUUACAUUUCGGGAGCAGCUCGAAGCAUCUAAUGGAUGCAUUAUGACCAGAUCUUUUGAAAGAUCUUCUCACCGUGUCUAUGAGAUGACAAUGUAUGAAGACUCCGAGGUUGUCAUAGAAGUUACAUAUCAACCAACCACAUCAGAAAUGGAGUGCAGUUGUUACAAGUUUCGUAGUACCGGUAUGCUCUGCGCACACAUGAUUUCUGUAUUACGGGAGCAGCGAGUGAAAGAGUUGCCUUCGGAGUUGGUUUUGCCGAGGUGGAGAAAAGACCCAAAAGGUACUAUGGAAAAACUUCAAAGAAAUGACACUCCAUCAGAGGAAGAAGAACGCAUAUGGAGAUCUGGCAUUAUACAGUACCACAACUUACAAUUGACAUCCUUAGCUGCCGAAUCUCCAAGUAUGUUCAAAGUUGCUCGGGCAGAGAUUUCAGCAUUGUGUGCGAAAUUGAAGGGAAUGAGUACUCUUAGUAAAGGUGCUUCCUCAGAGCCUGCUGAAGAUGAUCACGGUGAUGCAUCUGAACGUUAUAAAGAUGUUAAAGAUCCGGUACAGACACGAUUUAAAGGUGGUCGGCUGACUAAGAACAAGAAGGGGAAGGUCGUCAAAUCGAGACAAUGUGGCCAUUGUGGUGGUUUUGGUCAUUAUGCCUCAACUUGUAAAAAUCCUCCAAAAAAUUCGACGAACAGUUCGAGUGAGCAAGUUAGAAACAAGAGCACAGCAAAGGUUGAGGAAGAGGACGAGCUUGAUAACGAGGUCGAGGAAGACGAGGACGACGAGGAAGAGGAAGAGGAGGAGGAGGAGGAUGACUCUCAAGAUGACGACGAGGAUGGGGACGAUGAUGAAGAGGAAGAGGAUGACGAUGACAACGACGAUUCUUGAGCUCCGGGUGUUGGAACUAGUUCUGGAAUACCUCCUAUUGCCAGUGUGGAUAGACAGACAGGUAAUGCAAUCAAAUGGAACUAUCCCGUACGUGUGGCUCUAAAUUCUGGAACUGAAAGCAGAAGCAUCAAAGCAUAGAUAUGCCUACUUUGAAUUAUGUAAUAUGUACUCUAGCUCGCAAAUUCUUGAAAAUUUCGUAGUUAAUUAGCUGGUGGACAAACUUUGAUCAAUCGGAUCUAGCACUCAUAGUUAUUUAUUUGGUCAAGCUUUGAAAUUGAUUUGGGUAGUGUUAAAAUUAGCAGCUCGAUUAAGAAUUUCAUGUUAGAUAACUCAUUGAUCAUAUUCAUGAUA
Linum tenue is the source of this 2206-nucleotide messenger RNA. The record is from the annotation of a GenBank genome assembly. NCBI's taxonomy places the organism in Eukaryota, Viridiplantae, Streptophyta, Magnoliopsida, Malpighiales, Linaceae.